AUGAAGGGACUGCCCAGGCUUAAGUCAACGGCCUUGUGGACAGACGAUUUUUACGAGAGACACCGGUGGUGGUGGACUGCGGAGAACACUGCAGUGGCCUCAAAACCUGAACGACCUAACUCACUCACGGGUCCUGGUGGCACGCUCACCAGACGCCUGUUCUGUUACCAUGCACCUAAUCAGUCCCUAUUGGUAGGAUCAGGUCAGUCACCUACCAGGCCUCCAAAUUCACUAUUGCCAUCAGGUUGUGAAUCUCCAAAGUUAAAUUGUGAUAGGACAUCUUCAAUGAUUAUGCCUGGACAAAAUAUGUCUCAGAUGGCCAGUGGUGGUAGGACAGGCUAUUAUCAUUCCAGCCCUAGGAUGAUGUAUAACAAUCAUUCUGGGCAUUCAUUAAUGCUUUCUGAUUUGCCUGAACCCCCUAUUCCGGUGUCUGAAGUUGGUCCAAUACCUCCACCACCCAUGUUCAGCUCACCAGCUCAACAACCAUACUUAUACCAACAUAACAAUCGUCAAAAUCAUCGUGCCAAUGAUAACAAUGAUGAGGAAAUGGAAAUGGCCACCAAUGAAGAUGAUUAUGAUGAUGAUGACUAUGAUGAAGAAGAAGAAGAUGAUGAUGACGAUGAAGAAGAAGAAGUAGAUGAUGAUGACGAUUCUAAUGGAUUUAGAAUAAGAAGUCGUCACAAUUUUCCUAGUCAUAUAGAGCAGAUUCCUGCUAAAGAACCUGUUUUUAAUGCACAGCCUCUCAAGUCAGCACUGAAAAAACCAUCAACACCUAAUCAAAAUCAAGAAUCAUCACAGUUGCUCAACAGAAGGGCUCCACUUAAGCCUAGGAUACGUUUUUGUGGUGCUAAUCGUCCAGUAGUGUUUGGAAUUUCACUACCUUGUUCAUUACAAGAGAAUAAAGAAAAUGCUAGGCCUAAUGAGUCUAGUGAUGAUGACAGUUCUGGCGAUGGACCUAUAUUGUACAGAGAUGAUAAUUUAGACAAUCGAUUGGCCGAAAAAAUUGCAAGGAAAGAUAGCCUUGCUAUUAAAUUAGCUUUGCGUCCCAAUCGACAAGAGCUCAUUAAUCGUAAUAUUCUUCAAGUUCAGAGUGAUAAAGAGCGACAAGAAACAAAAGAAGUUAUUGGUGCUCGGCUUAUUAGACGUUUGAGCAUGCGGCCAACACAGGAAGAACUUGAAGAAAGAAAUAUCUUAAAAAAACAAACAGCUGCAGAAGAAAAAAAAUUAAAAGAAGAAAAGAAACGCAUGUUGUUAAGAAAAUUAAGUUUUAGGCCAACAGUUGACGAAUUGAAAGAGAAAAAAAUUAUUCGAUUCAAUGAUUACAUAGAAGUGACACAGGCACACGACUAUGAUCGGCGGGCCGACAAACCAUGGACUCGGUUGACAACCAAAGAUAAAGCAGCUAUACGAAAAGAACUAAAUGAAUUUAAAAGCUCAGAAAUGGAAGUCCAUCAAGAAAGUAAACAUCUUACCAGAUUCCAUCGACCAUGAAUUUCACAGAUAUUCUCGCAUGUCAUAAAGCAAAAUUUAUAUAUAUAUUAAAAAGCAAGAAAAAAUAUUAGUCAGAAUUGGCUGGCUAUUAAUUAUUCUUGUUUAGAUAAAAAGUAGGUUUUAAAUACACAUAUAUUAGUAAAUUAAAUAUUUAAAAAUCAAUUAAAAUAUUUAAUAACUUGAUAAUGUAUUAAACAAUUUUUAUCAGGCGAUAGAAAAAAAUAUAAAUUAUGAUAAAUACUAGAAUAUCUCAUAUUGACGAGAAGCUUUUGUCCGUCCACAUAGUGAUUAUGUGCAAUAUUUAUUAUGCAAUAACUCCAAUAUAUAUUACACAUAUAUAUAAAAAAUAA
Diuraphis noxia (Russian wheat aphid) is the source of this 1841-nucleotide messenger RNA. Its product is annotated as phosphatase and actin regulator 1. Gene Ontology annotation, biological process: actin cytoskeleton organization. Gene Ontology annotation, molecular function: actin binding. The record is from RefSeq and is a predicted model, not a curated record. NCBI's taxonomy places the organism in Eukaryota, Metazoa, Arthropoda, Insecta, Hemiptera, Aphididae.